GUGGUGGUGACCCCCCCGCCUCCUGCUGCCUCCCCCCAGGCCCGGCUGCGGCUGGUGGACGUGGUGGAGAAGGAGGACAUCAACGAGGCCAUGAGGCUGAUGGAGAUGUCCAAGGACUCGCUGCAGGGGGACAAGGGACAGCAGGGCCGCCCCCCCCGCCCGUCAGACGCCAUCUUCGCGGCGCUGCGGGAGUUGGCGGGGCCGGGGGGCCGCAGCCUGCGCCUGGCCGAGGCCUUGCCCCGGUGCUUGGCCAAGGGCUUCACCCCCGGGCAGGUCCAGGAGGCGCUGGACGAGUACGAGGAGCUCAACGUGCUGCAGGUCAACGCCGCCCGCACCCGCGUCACCUUCGUCUGAGGGGGCUGGGGGGGUCUGGGGGGGCCUGGGGAUGGGUGGGGAGGGCUUGAGGGGUCUUCAGGGGGUGAUGGGGAGGGUCCGUGGGAGGUCCUGGGGGAGCGGGGACAUGGCAACGGCGUCUUCUUGGGGUCGGAGGAGGUCCUGUGGGAUCGCUGGGGGGGUGUGGGGGUGAUUGGGGACGUCCUGUGGCGUCCUCUUGGGGCCAUGAGAUGGCCCAUGGCAUUUUUGGGGGGUCAUGAGAUGCCCCAUAGCAUCUUCACGGGGUCCU
Messenger RNA from Oxyura jamaicensis (ruddy duck), 622 nucleotides. RefSeq names its product DNA replication licensing factor MCM7-like. NCBI's taxonomy places the organism in Eukaryota, Metazoa, Chordata, Aves, Anseriformes, Anatidae. The transcript is spliced from 2 exons. The record is from RefSeq and is a predicted model, not a curated record. The annotation marks the transcript as partial.